UAAUGUUGACGUGCAUUUUCUGUAAAGCUGCUUUGAAACAAUAUAAAAUUAUCACCUGCCUGGCCUGUGAGCCUGAAUUUUGCCUCCUUGCCAGAUUAUGACUCCAGUUUUGGUGUCUGCUACCUAAUUGCCCAAUCCUAACCCCACCCUACAACAAAUCCUAAACCUAAGUUGUUUGAUAAAUAACAUUCCUCAAACCUUAGUACUUGAUAGCAUCACUAUAGCAUGGUAUCACGCAGUAUUUAUUUAUUUAUUUAUUUUUGCACAGCAAAAGUCUGCGCAGAAAAAAAGCAUGACUGACAUCUACAGGACAUUCUGAGGAAAAAAAAAAAAAAAAAACUUGCAAAAGUAGAAAACAUGGAUAAGAAGAUAUAAUUGAUUAAGCCAAUUAUUUAUCUGCUCAUCUUAAAAAAAGCCUUUAGACAACCACUCUGAACAUCAAUAAACUGUGCAUGCAAAAAAAAAAAAGACCUUUAUUCCAUCAGGACUGUUGUCUAUGUUGGGAGGGUGACAUCCUUUUUUUUUUUUUUUUUGAGGGCACCACCUGCUCUUUUAAAGCAACACCUCAUACAACCUUAAUCAUAAAUUAGUUACUUAGAGUGGGUGAGUGGGUCAGAGAGAGAGAGAGAGACGGAGAGAUGUGGAUGACUCUGUAUAUUACUCUAUACCUGUCAUUUUACUGUAUAUCUGCAGAUUCAGUCCUCAGAUCAGGUACCUGUCAGCUCCAGGGACACUUCAAAUUAAAUGGAAUGUACCAGGAUGGAGAUUUUAUACUUGGAGGCCUGUUUCAUGUUCACUUUUUCACAGUGUUCCCAGAGCUGAGCUUCAAAACCGAGCCAGAACCACCAUACUGUGAAAAAUUUAAUAUGGAAAUCUUCCAGCAGGCUCAGACCAUGGCUUUUGCAGUGAAUGAGAUUAAUAAUAAUCCAAACCUGCUGCCUAAUGUAACUCUUGGAUAUCAUCUUUAUGACAACUGUGUGAGACUAGGAAUAGCGUUCCGGGCUGCCAUAUCCCUGGCUAGUGGGACAGAGGAGUCCUUCUCCAGCCUAAACUGCACUGGCCCCCCUCCUGUGAUUGGGAUUGUAGGGGAUCCAAGUUCAACUCCUUCCAUUGCGAUUUCCAAUGUUCUUGGGCUGUUUCGAGUACCAAUAGUUAGUCACUAUGCCACCUGCUCCUGUUUGAGUGACAGGAAAAAGUAUCCCUCUUUCUUCAGAACAAUCCCCAGUGAUGCCUUCCAGGUGCGGGCUAUGGUUCAGAUCUUGAGGCAUUUUGGAUGGACCUGGGUUGGCCUUGUCUACAGUGAUGAUGAUUAUGGCAUCUACGCUGCUCAGUUAUUUCAGCAGGAAAUGCAGCUAUUUGGAUAUUGUGUUGCUUUUUCUGAAAAGCUUCCACCUGAUAACAACCACAGAGACAUUCGACGUAUAACAAGAGUGAUUUAUGCCUCUACAGCUAGAGUGGUGGUUGUUUUUCCCAGUGCAUCCUUUCUGCUUCCACUGAUGGAAGAGGUUGUGUUGCAAAACAUGACUGGAAAGCAGUGGAUUGCAAGUGAAGCUUGGGCCACCUCACCUGUAUACCAUACUCCACGUUUCCUGCCCUUCCUGGGGGGCACACUGGGCAUUGCUAUCAGACAUGGAGAGAUUGAGGGUCUUCAUGACUUUCUGCUACGUCUCCGCCCCAGUAAUGAUCCAAGAAAUAAUAUGUUGAGGAUUUUCUGGGAGAACAUGUUCAGGUGUAGUUUUGGAAAUGAGGGAAAUGUGAUAGAUGGAGAGCAAGUAAAAAAGGUGUGUACAGGACAGGAGGAUCUGAGCACCACAAACACACCAUACACUGAUGUUUCAGGGUUGAGAGCAUCUUAUAAUGUCUAUAAGGCAGUUUAUGCCCUGGCACAAGCACUUCAUGACCUGAUGCAGUGUAAGGAGGGUAGAGGACCAUUCAGUGGGAACAGUUGUGCUGACAUAAUCAACCUGAAACCCUGGCAGCUGGUUCACUAUCUCCAGAAAGUGAACUUCACCACAGGCUUUGGGGAUCAAGUGUCAUUUGAUAAGAAUGGAGAUGCUCUGCCUAUCUAUGACGUGCUAAACUGGCAGCCGAGCUCUGAUGGAUCAAUAAGGACUUACACGGUUGGUGUAGUAAAUAAAGGGCCGGCAACAGAGAUGGUGCUCACACUUGAUGAGGAUGCAAUAUACUGGAACUUUGCAACAAAAAAACACCCAAGGUCAGUGUGCAGUGAGAGCUGCCACCCAGGCACCAGGCAAGCCAGGAGGAAGGGUCUUCCUGUCUGCUGUUUUGACUGCCUGCCCUGCGGAGAAGGAGAGAUUUCCAAUACAACAGAUGCUAUUGAGUGCACUGUGUGUCCAGAUGAGUUCUGGUCUAAUCCAGAUAAGGAUCAAUGUGUCCCCAAAGCAGUAGAGUUUCUGUCUUAUGAGGAACCUCUGGGCAUCUCUCUGACCACUGCUUCCCUACUUGGCACCUGCAUUUGCGCUCUUGUGAUGGUCGUCUUCGCUCAUCACCGUAACACUCCCAUAGUACGUGCCAACAAUUCAGAGCUCAGCUUUCUGCUGCUGUUGUCAUUGAAAAUGUGUUUCCUGUGUGUACUGCUGUUCAUUGGCCAGCCGCAGCUGUGGACGUGUCAGUUAAGACAUGCUGUGUUUGGCAUAAGCUUUGUCCUGUGCAUCUCCAGCAUCCUGGUCAAGACUAUGGUGGUAAUAGCUGUCUUCAAGUCAUCUCGACCAGAGGGCAAAGGAGCGAUGAAAUGGUUUGGAGCAGCUCAACAAAGAUGCACAGUUCUGGUCCUAACAGCCCUCCAGGUUGUGAUAUGUGCAGUCUGGCUAUCAACUGCCUCUCCAACACCACAUAAAAACAACCAGUAUAUCCGCUCUAAAAUGGUAUAUGAAUGUGCCAUUGGCUCAGUGGCUGGUUUUUCUAUGCUGCUGGGAUACAUUGGAUUGUUGGCAGCAGUAAGCUUCCUUUUAGCCUUCCUGGCGAGAAACCUUCCAGAUAAUUUUAAUGAAGCAAAGUUCAUCACUUUCAGCAUGUUGAUCUUCUGUGCUGUGUGGAUUGCGUUUGUUCCCGCAUAUGUGAGCUCACCAGGGAAAUAUGCAGUGGCUGUGGAGAUAUUUGCCAUAUUAGCUUCUAGUUUUGGUUUACUGGUAUCCAUAUUUGCUCCAAAGUGCUACAUCAUUCUUCUACAUCCAGAGAGAAACACUAAAAAUGCCAUCAUGGGAAGAGAAACACAAAAGAAGUAGUUUUACAUUAUUAUGGUUUAAAAUUGUGAAUUCAGAUUUUCCACUACUUUAUCAUUUUAGGCUUCACCUCUGUAAACAAAUAAGCAAAAAUAUUGCAAAGCUUGCUGUUUUGUUGUUGUAAUUAUCAUCAUCCAUUUGUCUGCUUUAAAAUAGCAUUGUUUAUUAAUGUAUUUGUUAUACUGACUUUUAUAUGUUUUGUCUUCUUUGUAGGUUUACCUCCUUUGCAUGUUCAUUUUUCUAAAAUUGUUUGAUUAGAAAAGGAAAAAUAAAAUAAGGAGAAAAGACAGUUUGUCAAAGCUACUUGAUUAUAGAUAUAAGUCAGAAAGUUUAUCAUAUUAUAAUGGGCUAAUUGCAUAUGGGCACCAUGUUGGAUUUCCAAUCUAGCGAGUGUGUGUAUAGACACUUGACAUCAGUGCAAAGAGCAGAAGAAAGCUGAAAAUUAUCUUUUAAAGGGGACCUAUUAUGCGAAAUUCACUUUUGCAUGGUGUUUGGACAUAAAUGUGUGUUGGCAGUGUGUGUACACAACCACCCUAUGGUGAUAAAAAUCCAACCACUCCUUUUUUAUAUCCCCAUAAAUCAUAAGGAGUGUCUCAGAACAAGCCGUUUCCAGAUCCCUGGCAGUGUGAGGUCACAAAACCACAGGCCCCGCCCACGAAUGUUGACAGACACUGCCGUUUGAACAUAGAACCGCACUGAGCGCGUUCACAGCGAAUCCGCCAUUACUGCACUGAUGAGAAUCCCUGCGUUCCAUUCGGAAGGGCUCAUCCCUAUGCCCUAAUCCCUUCAAAGGGUUUACCCUCCGGAGUGAGAGCUUCGAAGGAAUGAAGGGUGUAGGGGUCAAAAAAACUCUU
Molecule: messenger RNA, 4096 nt
Organism: Megalobrama amblycephala (Wuchang bream)
Lineage: Eukaryota; Metazoa; Chordata; Actinopteri; Cypriniformes; Xenocyprididae
Product: extracellular calcium-sensing receptor-like
Exons: 6
Coding region: 639-3245 (868 amino acids)
Biological process (GO): G protein-coupled receptor signaling pathway
Cellular component (GO): membrane
Molecular function (GO): G protein-coupled receptor activity
Source: RefSeq, a predicted model, not a curated record